Molecule: messenger RNA, 939 nt
Organism: Stegastes partitus (bicolor damselfish)
Lineage: Eukaryota; Metazoa; Chordata; Actinopteri; Pomacentridae
Product: interferon-induced, double-stranded RNA-activated protein kinase-like
Exons: 9
Biological process (GO): eiF2alpha phosphorylation in response to endoplasmic reticulum stress
Cellular component (GO): nucleus; cytoplasm
Molecular function (GO): eukaryotic translation initiation factor 2alpha kinase activity; ATP binding
Source: RefSeq, a predicted model, not a curated record
UUCAUGAGGGCUGUGAUCAGUGGUGUACAGUUUCCCAUUGGUGUGGGGGAGAAUAGAAAGGAAGCCAAGCAGAAUGCAGCAAAAAGUGCCCUGAGAAGUUUGGAUGACAAGGAAAAUCAGAGACCAGUGGGAGAAAAUGUGUCGUCAAAACCUGCUCCUGUUUGUCAGAAAAAUAUCACAGCCAAGCUGGUAUAUGAGAAGACAUGUGUGUCUGAUGAGCUGUCCAGACUACAGAUCACACCUGAUUUCUGUGAUGCAGAAUCAGAAAUCAUGGUAGAGACUCCUAAUGCAUCGAAGCAUCCCAUUGUUCAGAAUAUUCCUCAUGAAACUAAUCCAGGAAGUGAUUCCAGUGAGCUGACCUCAGACCAUUCAGAAACAUUAAGUACCAAGUCACAAUUCGACUUCAAAGAGUUGCUCGGCAGUGGAGCUUUUGGUCAGGUUUACAAGGUGAUAGACAAGUUGCUGGACAAGCACUUUGCUUUAAAGAUUGUCCGCUUCAAAGAGAUCAGAAAAGCUGUAAGAGAGGCAAAGGCAAUGUCAGACCUCUACCACCCUCACAUUGUUAGAUGCUACUCUGCUUGGGUGGGAGAUUCAGGCUACCAGUGGGACAGCACAGAUGACAGCAGCAGCUCUACACAGUCUUCUAGUGAUUCAUCUGAAAAGUUCCUCUACAUUCAGAUGGAGUUAUGUGACACCAGAACACUCAAAGAGUGGAUAGAUGAGAACAAUAAGAACACAUCUAAUCGAGACUCAAAGAGAAGAAAAGAAAGUCUGGACAUUGUUCUGCAAAUAGUCGAUGGAGUCGAGUACAUUCACUCUAAGAAGUUCAUUCACAGAGACCUGAAGCCUUCCAACAUCAUGUUUGGGCAGGAGGGACAAGUAAAGAUUGGAGACUUUGGUUUGGUCACUACUGAGACUGAUGACAACGGAGAACUGAAG